This is a messenger RNA of Ruditapes philippinarum (Manila clam), 9332 nucleotides long. RefSeq lists its product as uncharacterized. Gene Ontology annotation, cellular component: adherens junction; apical junction complex; apical plasma membrane. The transcript has 12 exons. The record is from RefSeq and is a predicted model, not a curated record. Gene Ontology annotation, biological process: actin filament organization. The coding region runs from base 1 to 7200 and encodes 2399 amino acids. Gene Ontology annotation, molecular function: actin filament binding. Lineage: Eukaryota; Metazoa; Mollusca; Bivalvia; Venerida; Veneridae.
AUGGAUACCGGUACUUUUCGACGAGGUAGUCUCCAGUACGACCGGUCCAAUCUUCCGGUAUUUCCGGUUCAACGGAAAAUGUCAUUAAUGCAUAUCGGAACUUACGUUAACUUGCAGUAUGGUGGUAGACGAGGUUCGGUACAGUCCGGUAGCUCAUCUGCUUCUACGUCUGCUGCAGCUUCAUCUACACCUCGACUAGCCCAACAUGGAGACAACACUAAUCCAGCUACCCCACCCACCUCAUCAUCAGAAAGCUCAAAGCCUGGUCUGAAAGGCUGGGCAACAGAGCAUGAUCUUACAUCGUCAAGGAAACCAGUCAUUAUGUCUGGAAGUCAUAUGACAAGAAAUGUGCCAUUAACUCCUGCUAAAUCAUCACCAAGUUUAAAUCAAGAUGACUUGGUGAAUACAGUGACUCCUAGAGGUUAUAAUCCAAAAUCUCCUACAUCAUAUACUAUGACAAAAUCUACAACAGACAUUCCUGAAAAUGUGAAUAAUUAUGAAAAUGUGACUUCACCUACAAGUCCCAAAAGUCCCUCAUGGUAUCAGCAAAAAUUACCUAAUAGAUCUGUGUUUGACUUUUCUUCUUCCGCUUCUGGCAGAAGAACUAGUCCUAGAAAUUCAUACGCUGGAAGUAGUCCAAGGAACUCUUAUGCUAGUGGAAGUCCUAGAAAUUCUUAUGCUAGUGGGAGUCCUAGAAAUUCAUAUGCUGGAUAUUCUUCAUCUUUUGUGCCUUCAAAUUACCCAACAUCCCCUGUGUCAGGGUUUGCUCCUAUGUCAAUAUCUGGCAGUAUGUUUUCACAAUCUUCUACAGACUCUAGUAGAACUGGUGCAAAUUAUGGUCAAAAUCAAAAACAUUCUGGUGCAAAACAAUAUAGUCAUGAUGAUACACCUACUCAUACAUCAAACAAAAACUAUGAUCGUAGGUCGUUACCGCCACAAGCAUUACAUCAGUUUAGACAAGAAUUUCAGAGAGAAAAUAAACAAGAAUCGCCAAAGCAAUUAACGAGCAUGCCCGUGACUCGAGAAGAGGAGGAACUUGACAAGGAAGUUCGGGAUAUAAAACCUGGUCCGCCUAAUGAUCUAGACACACGUCCAAUGUAUUCUCCCCCAGCGCCACCUGUUAGAGACAUUUCUAGCUUGAAAUAUGUUUCUUAUAGACAAAAUCAUGAAAAAUAUCCAUCAUGGCCUGUGACUGCAGCGCAGCCACCGCAAAAUCUUGGUCCUCCUAUAGAUACACAGCAAAGUGAAAAAGGGAAUGAAAGUGAAAAUAGUGCAAGAAGUGAUAAAAUACAGGUUCAUGUAGUCAAACCUGAAGGUAAAAGAAGUCCCAGUGUAGAUAGAAGGAGUAGUGAAGAAAAUAAAACGCGAAAUCAAAGUGAUCCUGGAUUUAAGCAAAAGCCAAAGAAAAACUUUUAUACAACCAGAAAGCCAAAAGAACAAAGCCCUGAAGAGAAGAAGCCAGAAGGUGAAAGAUUUGAUGAAUUUUGUAGACAAUCUAAGCCAGGAUAUCCCCCACCAAAGCUUGAUCCUGAUGGCCAUAACUAUGGUGAUGAAAAAUACAGUAUUCCUUCCCCGCCAGAACGAGACAUGCCAAAUCUUGAUGAAAAGUCUCUUGUAGAGAAAAUAGCAGCUGUGAUUUCACCAAAUUCUUCUUAUCAACCAGUUUACCACCAUACAUUUCAGUACAAUAUGGCAGCUGAAAAUAGCCAGCCAAGAAACCAUAAAUCCGAGGCCUCUUCAAGUCAAAUGUCAAAUUCACAAGUAUCUAAAUAUGCUGGAACAUAUUUCCAACAGGCAAUGAAUGCCCAAAAUUUGUUACGCCCAAAUAGUUUGUCUCAUAAUAAAAACAUGGUAGACUCUGGAACUAGUCCACUUCAAAGUCCAAAUGAAGACCGAGGUAAAUUUUUAAGGACACUAAGUCCACAUCCACGAAGUGAAACUGGCAUCUCCUCUUCAGAUAAGCCAAGGGGGGUAAUUGUAACUCAACGGCCAUAUUAUAUACCGGGUGACACAGGAUUAAAUUCUUUAUCAUCUGUUGCUUCAUCUGUGUCAACUAUGAGGUCUGAAACUUCUUCUCACAGUUCAGGAAUUGGGACUAUGACAUUCAGUGACCACUCAAGUGCCCCAAUGUUGAGAAAGUUAUCAGAGGAAUUUUAUCGGGGAAAGUUAUCAGGAACUGUUCCUAACGAAAAAAGGAUGUCCUCUGCUUCCACCUAUGAGGAACUAAAAAGUCCGCGUGAUUCAAUGUUUGGUGGUAUGAAAGAAGCAGAAUCAUAUAGUAGUGUUGUGAUACAUGCACAUGAGUCUUCAGGAAUAUUCGGUAGGGAUGAUGUAGGCUCAAGUCCAAGUAUUAGUUCUAAACCUGAAGUUUCAGACAGUGAACAUGAACUGUAUGGUGAUAAUAGGCAUAAGGCACGCUACAGCAUGGACUCUGCCACAAUGUUGCAAAAACACCCGGGUGGCAUGAAUAUGCCUCCGCGAGGUCUGAAUGAGUCAAGGUUUACAUCGGAGAGUAAUUUAUCAGGUGCAAGCUAUAACCAACGUCCCCACAGUCAAAGUUUGAUACACCUGAAUCGUCCAUCGUCAUCACUAGGGGAGGCGAAUCAGUCUCGGCAAUUUUCUCAAAGUACGUAUUCAUCAUCAUCGUCAUCAUCUAGGCCACAUGGCUCAAUGGAAGCACGAUCCUCCGGAAGUCGUGUUGGUUCAGAUUCAAGUGCAAAGGGAGAAAAAGGGAGAAAUGGAUCUGAUUCAGUAUUCUAUGAUAGAAAUUCACCUGUGUCUCAAGAUAGUAAGAAAGAUAGUGCUAAAAGUGCUACUUUAGGUAGAAAAGAAAGUAUGAAAAUGGCUUAUGGAACUUACGAUGAAAAUGAACAUCAUUAUGCCACACCGUAUGGCCAUCAGCGAAAUAGUAGUGAAGUGUUAUCCCCAAAUGCUAACGAGACAAAUACAGUACAUGGGAGGUCCAUGUCAUUUAAUGAUUACAUGCCUAUGCACAUGGCCCAAAGUGAGGCUUACCGUCUAGACAAAAUAAAAGAAGAAGGAUCAGAAAUCAGAUGGCAAGAAGCUGUCAAAAAAUCUAAGUCAUUGUCAAGAGUGAAUACUUCAAAUUAUGAGAAUAUUUCAAUAGGCUUGAAGGAAGGAACUUCGAGCAGAAGUAGUGACUCUGAAAGGUCAGACACUGAUAAGAAAAAAGAAUCAAAAGGUUUAAGAAGGAUUGUGUCAGAACAGUUCAGGCCAAAAAAACAAGAUAAAAGUUUGCAGAGAAAGAGUGAUUCUAAUAAAAGUGAAUACAAUUCAAGUGGGGGAGAAUCUUCAAAGGGAAAUAAAUCUGAUGGUGAAACUUCACAGAAAGUUUUGUCUCAUCAAAACUUUUCAGACUCUGAUCUUAAAAGCGUACAGCAAAGAGCUUUGUUAGAUUUUGUUGAGAGAAAAAGUGAUAAAUCAAGAAGUUCAGACAGCUCUGAACCUGCAAGUCCUGUAGUUAAAGAUACUUCUCCAGGAUAUCCCCCACCCCCUCCCCCAGCUGAUAGUGCUUCCCCAGUAAACACUACAGCAGUUCCCCAACAACCUGCCUCUCCAUUUGCUGAUAUAACCAAACGUUACAACUACACAAAAGCUCAACGCAAUGAGAGUUUACGCAGAACACAAUCCAUUAAUCCAAUUCAUGCGGGAUUCUGCCCCCGACUAUUUGGAUAUUUAAAAAGGCAGAGCGCAGCUAUAACAGUGGAUAGACUUCCCCUCAGGGGGAGCAUUCUAGCUGAACAAGACAGACAAGAACAACUACCAGAUCCGAGUAAUCCCAGAGCCCGAGAUCACUGUAACUGGGCAUUAAAACUUUAUAAACUGGACUUCAGCACUGCAUGUAACUAUUCCAAAAAUGUGUACACAAUGAGUGAAGUUCAACAACUCUCUGAUACUGAAGUUGAUAUAGAAAACAACAUGGGAAAUUUAAAAGAACCUCUUGAAAUAUUGAUUCCACAACAAGGAAAUAAUGACAGUAUGGUGACAUCGCCGAUUUAUCACAAUUUAUCUACCGGGGAUUAUCCCAGGCGACCCCCGCCUCCGGUCCCCGGCGUCAAUGAAGAAGCUCCCCCUGCGUUACCUCCAAGGUCAUACCAGAAAUUUACAAGCAGUAAAUCUGAAUCAUUUUUGUUAUCUGGUGUGUCUCAAAAUCAAAGAGAUGAAUUGAAAGAAUCAUAUAAUCGUGACACUGCAAGUGCUGGUUCUAGUCGCUGGGACAGUAGUGGUACCGGAACACUGAAAGAGGAUGCAUACGCGCAACAGCUCCGUAGACAAGCUAGACGCUACUCAGAACAAUCUAAGCCUAUAUCAAUGCAAGUUGUUUCCACCAAGUCAACUGUUCAAGUAUCAUUAUCACAGUCUUAUAAACAAGAACCUACGACGGCUCUAGAAGCUGUUCCGGUACAAAAACUUACUCCAGCGUCUUCACCAAUACAAACUGAUGCUAAAGCAAGUGUUUAUAAUCAUUCUCCCCCGUCUUCUAGGGACAGGCUUACACCAGAACCCCCGCCCCUCCCCACACCUUUGAAAAACGGGGAGACUGAAAUAUCCGUGGACUUAAAUACAACUGCAGAUUUCCCUCCCCCUCCGGUUGAGUUUAUGUCUGGUACAGAAUUGGAGCAAAAUAAGGACAGGUGUGCUGAUGACUCGUAUGGUUCAUACAAGACUAGAACAGCGCCGAGGGAACUAGGGAAAUACAAGAGAACAUCGUCCGAUACCAGUUUACUGAGAUCACACCAAGAUUCAAAACCGUUCCGCCCACAUCCUGAUCUGAACAGCAGAGAUGUGGCUGAGAUAACACCAAAUAAACCUCCGAGAAAGAAACUUGAACUUCACGGACGUAAUUCACCAACACAAGGUUAUCGAUCCAACAGUCCUGCUUUACAUGGCGUAGAUAGCCAGAAACCAGCUCCUCAAGUGCCUGCAUUCCAACCAGCUGAAGUAAGUACUGUACAGCAUGCGCAAAAGUCUAUGGCAAAGCCACUGCCACAAGUAUCAGUGCAAAAAUUAACUUCACCAUCAAGUGUUUCAAAUACGUCAGGAAGUUUUGUAAGCACAGUUGUUCAAAGGCCAGCAAUGAACCAAGCACAGGAAAAGACCCUAACUGAGGAGGAAUUAAGGUGUUCAGUUAAGGACCGUGUUAAAAAUAUUGAAGUGUUCAGUCAUUCUCCAGUUUCUUCAAAAAGCCAGCGGCAAUCUGGCGAUCCUGCUAACAAGGGUUCAAUUUCACCGGAUGAGAAGGAUGUUAAUGCUGCCGAUUCUUUAGAACAGUUGGAAAGCUCAAUAAAAAGUAGUGAUAGUUUUAGGGAUAGAUUAAGACCUGUUGUGAAAAGGGUUGACAAUGAUAAACCUGAACAACAGGUAACACCGGAACGAGUCAGUACAGACGCCGCAGAUAGUGUUAGAGUGACACCACCAGUUGUGCCUAACCGGACAUACAGACAAAAACAACCUAGUGUUCCAAAUGAACCAGUGUUUAGGAAAAAUUCAUUCCAAAAUCAUAAUGCGCCUAGACCCUAUGAAAGUAGAAAUUCUGGAAGUGCAAACAUUCAUAAUCCAUUAAAUCACAAUAAUUAUAAUAACUAUAAACCUGGUUCAGUGCCCGAGUCAAAAAGAAGCCCAGGUCAGUCAGUACCUGAGCCUCAGGUACCAGCACGGCCUCAGAAGCAGAACUUGGGCCCCUAUAAUGAACAAAAUCUACGUGAUCAAAAUUCUAAUAUUCCUAGUCCAGAUACAAGACUGAAACCUAAUUACACUGAUGAAAAUGUGCAAAAAAGAGAAAAUACGCAAACACCUACUUUAUCUAGUGGAAAUAAAAGAAACUAUGAAAAAUCGUUUUCAAGAUCACGGACUCAUUCUUCAGGCAGUUCAAAUAAUUCCCAUAAUUCAGACAGCCAUCAAAGUGAUAAAAAUGUUGCUAAUUUCCACACUAGGCUUCCAGGUAAUACUCAAAGUGAGCAAAAUGUGAGAGGUAACUCUCAUAGGAAUGACCAAAGAGGUGACUCGUUUGAACACAGACCACAGUCACAUGAUCAUAGGUCACCAGGUCAAAGUAGAAACUCUAGUAGUGAGCUUCGUAAUGUAAGGUCACAUUUACAUCAUGUAGACAAUCAUGUUGCGAGUCGUAACAAUAGCCAAUCAGAAUCCAGUUCUAGGACUAAUAAUUAUGAUGCACCAUGUACUGAUGUAUCAAAUAAAUCACGAGGAAGUGUAACAAAUCCUGAGAAAGAUCGUCAUGGUUCACAUCUAGUCACAGUGAAUCAUGGCCGUCAACCUUCGGCAGAAGAAUUGGAAUGUGAUCAAAAGGCCCAAGAGCUUGCUAAAGUAUUAAAAGACAGUGAUAAACAACUUAGUGAGGUGCUAACAUCGGACAGUAAGAAAAUACGUAUGCAGUAUUUGGAUGGUUUACUUCCUGUUGACUCAGAUGAAGGUCAGGAAAGACGACCUCGUUCUGGUACAAAAACAGAACCUUCGGCUGAAGAACAGAAGGACAAAACAGACAAUGAACCAACAUCUCCUAUGCCCUCAAACUAUUAUGUGUCACCACCAAAAGCUAUGAUAGAAUUAGAGAUCAGAAAGUUUGGUGAUCAACUUACACAAGACAUAGGUGAUAAUGAUUCCCUCGCUGAGAAAAAGGAGGAGUUAUUACAGAGUAUGGUAAAGAAGGUAGAUGUUCUCAAAGACGACAAGAAGGAAUUGUUGAUUGAUAUUGAAGAGAAUGAAUCCCUUGGAAAACAGGUGGCAUCAUACGUAGAGAAGCAUUGUCGUAAUCAACAAGAGAAGGACAAGUACAAGUCCUACAUUGAUGACAUUGAUAAGAUUAUACGUCUUCUCCUGAAACUGUCCGGUCUGCUAGCACGUGCCGAGAACACCAUCCAGGGUCUGACUGAAAAUACCAAUGAAAAAAUCAAGAAAAUGACGUUUGACAAGCGAGAUCGUCUGUACCAGCAACACGAGGACGCGAAGGAGCUUAAGACGGAUAUUGAUCGUCGUAGCGACCAAGUGGAGGCCAUUUUACAUGAUUGUUUCACCGAGGCACAACUUGAAGACUAUCAUUAUUACAUUAAAAUGAAGUCAAAAUAUACAAUACAGAUGCAAGAAUUGGAGGAUAAAAUCACCCUCGGAAAUGAACAAAUCACUGCAUUACAGAAAAGUAUACCGACCAAAUCUAAGUCAUAGAUAAGAAACGUUGAUGUGACAGAUUAGUGAAAAAUUUACUUUUGAGAGGAUACUGAAGUGUGUACGUAACAUUGUAAAGAAAUGAAGAAUUAUGUUGUGUAAGAAAAGCAACAGUAACAACAAAGAGUGACAAUCUGUGAUUGAUACAACAAUAAAUAAAGUAUAAAAGUGCACUUGUGUAGAAAUACAUAAUGAAUAUGCAACUUGACAGCCUAAUGGUGCUUUAUUAUGAAUAAUUCUUGAGUGGAAAACAACAGAAAUCCUUCCAUAUUGUUGACCAUAGAGAGUGGGUUUUUUUUUCAUUCUUUUAUUAACCCGUAACCUGCUAUUUAGUGGAUCUGUCCAGCUUUGAAUUUAAAACAGUCUAUUCAAAGUUCAAGGGAUUUCAAUAUCAAAAUACAAAAGUUAAGCUGCCAACUGUAUAGAGCCUGGUUAGACUGCACAGAUGUACAGGCUGGCGUGGCUAUAUACUGGUGGCAAAGUCUGAUCACUUUUGGUUCCAGCAGAUUAAGGGUUAAAAAGAUUUUUCUGACAAGUUAUCCAAGAAAGUCAAACUGUUCAGGGGAUUUAAUGACUUGAAAAAUAAUUUUUUAAUGAAAUUUUAAAAAAUUUGAACGGCAGUUGAGUUAUUUAGGGAAAGGAAUGAAUUUAUUAUUUAAGAAGGUAAAGGUUGGGGGAACAGAGUAAAGGUAUUAGAAGUAAAUCUUGAGGAAUCCUGGUAAAUAUACCAAAGUCUUUCGAUAAAGUAAAACCAUUUCAUUUAUGAAUCAUGAGAAAAGUAUAAAUGAAAAUGGCUUUUUUUUUUAAAUAUUUAUUUUUGAUUUUAUCUUCUCCUUGAUGCUUUGUGUUUAUUUAUUUCGAAGUCUUUAUUUAUCUAAAUAGAGACGAAUAAAGGCAUUUAAGGUGAAAUAGUUUUUGUGAGCACUUACUGAAGAAUGUAUUAAGGGAGAUUGUGUUGAUUAAAGACAAUGGAGUAACUAUAUACAUGAUUAUAGUCACAAACAAUUGUGAUGAGAGAUACAGAAAUUGGAAUUUUAAGUGUAAAGGUGGAGAAAGCUGUAAGCUGCCAUUUCGAAAGCUCCGUGCAAAACAGAUGUAACUCCUGGAAUGACAGGGUUAUAAUUACAAUCUUUUUGCACUAUGGGUUUCAUUUACAUGUGUACAUUAGAUGUAAAUUACAUGUUUACAUUCAUUGUAAGUUUCCUGUUCAAUUUUUUUUUCCUACAGCUAACUUUCAAUCUCCAUUUUCAGUUAUUGUAUUAUAAAAAGUGCACUGUAUUAAAAACGGGACCAAGUCCCUUUAAGAAAUGUUACAUUUAUUAAUAGAGAAAUGUUUAUUAAUAUUUUUUCCUGCAUUAUUUUUGUUUCUUAAAAUUUGACUCACAUUUUUAGUUGUCAAUUAUUUUUGGAACGUUAUUGUUUUGUAUAAAAUGUAUAUUGUUGAAAGCGUGUAUGUAUGUAUAAUUUUGUACAGUAGUAAAUGGUUAUUCUUUGAAAAAAUAAGGGGUAUUUCAUAGGUUUUUACUAAAAAUAAAAACUAUCUACUUGUUUAGAUGUGAUGAAAUUUUAUUGUCUUACAACAUGUGAUAAAUAACAGUGCUAAUACUUUCAUUUCAUCUUUUUAAAGUUGUAAUAUUGUUUACUCAGCAAUUUUUAAAUGUCUAAAUUUGCUUAAUCAGCAUUUUGCAAUCAGUUGAAAAUGUCUGACUGAACAUCUUGUACCAUAGUCUCAAAUGGAAUAAUUAUUUCAUACAUGUACAGUAAACUUUUUAUUUAUUUGACCAAAGUUUCAAAAUUGAAUUAUUGCUUGUAAAAAAAAAUGUUUUUGUUUUGGAAAAGAAAAUACAUGUAUUUUAUUUUUGACCAUUUAAAUAUUUUGUUCACUCUAAAAAACAUUCUCAAAUACAUUCCAUGUGAAAACAUUAAACCUCAUAUCAAGGAAAUUUCUUCUCAUAUUUUUCAGUCUUCAUAUAGGUUGCAUUGAAGAAGUAAAUGUUUCUUUUAAUUUUUGUAUAAAUUGCCAUGCCAAUGAUAAUUGUAAAAUCAGAACAUUUUACUUUUGUCAUAACUAUUUGUCUAUACAAAAACAGCAACGUUCAUCCAAAUAAAAAAAUUAAAAUGUGUGUAAUCAA